This is a messenger RNA of Purpureocillium lilacinum, 729 nucleotides long. RefSeq names its product ADP-ribose 1''-phosphate phosphatase. Lineage: Eukaryota; Fungi; Ascomycota; Sordariomycetes; Hypocreales; Ophiocordycipitaceae. The record is from RefSeq and is a predicted model, not a curated record.
AUGGCAGACCAGGCACCACCGUUUGCACUCGAGUCGGCGGCCAUGCCGCUGCGCGACCUCCCCGCCGGUAGCUACCUCGUCCACGCGACGAACUGCAUCGCGACAUGGGGCGCGGGCAUCGCCGCCGAGAUGGCGGACAUAUUCCCUGCGGCGUGCCGCGAGUACCAGCGCUUCUGCUUAGAGGAGGUUGGCGGCGGAAACAGCAACAACAGAAACGGUGGUGGAGGCGAUAGCAGGGGACACCCGAGCAACAGCCGCGACGCCGCGCCGUCGCAGCAUCACCGCCGCCGGUGGCCGAGCCAGUCCCCCAUCGCAGGCCGCUGCCUCGUCAUCCCGCCGCAGGACGCCGACGUGCGCGCCGGCGCGCCGCGCGUGCACAUCGUGUGCCUCUUCACGAGCAACGGCUUCGGGAGGGCGGACCCCGCGCGCGGCAAGCCGGGCAGGGACGCGCCGGGCCGGAUCCUGGAACAAACGGCGCGGAGCCUGAAGGAGUUUCGCGCUGCGCUCGCGGAGGAGGAGGAGACAUCAUCAUCGGCGCCGGUGGCGCAGACAGGGGAAGGUACUGGCUCCGGCGGCGAGGAUGCGGCGGCGUCCCCCGUCGUCUACUCGCCCAUGUUCAACUCGGGCGCGUUCAGGGUGCCGUGGGAGCAGACGGAGGCGUUGAUACGGGAUGAGUUUCGGGGCUGGCCGGGGAGAUGGGCUGUUCUUGCGCCGCCGGGGUCGGCGUGA